Colletotrichum spaethianum is the source of this 201-nucleotide messenger RNA. RefSeq lists its product as uncharacterized. The transcript has a single exon. NCBI's taxonomy places the organism in Eukaryota, Fungi, Ascomycota, Sordariomycetes, Glomerellales, Glomerellaceae. Bases 1 to 201 code for a protein of 66 amino acids. The record is from RefSeq and is a predicted model, not a curated record.
AUGUCUCCCGUAUAUGGUGACCGAGCUGGGACUGCGGAUGAUGCCCCCACCAGCACAACUGAGGACACCGUCCAUGGCAACCACCCUGACCUUGUGGAGCUUCCCGUGACGCCGGUCAGAGACCCGGCUGACGGGCGCGGUUCUCCGAUGGAGCAGCCGUCGAGGCCUCGGAACCCCGUUGAUACGCCGAGCAAGGUCUGA